This is a messenger RNA of Cordyceps militaris CM01, 597 nucleotides long. Its product is annotated as FCF1 small subunit. The record is from RefSeq and is a predicted model, not a curated record. The transcript has 2 exons. Bases 1 to 597 code for a protein of 198 amino acids. Lineage: Eukaryota; Fungi; Ascomycota; Sordariomycetes; Hypocreales; Cordycipitaceae. Gene Ontology annotation, cellular component: small-subunit processome; nucleolus.
AUGGGUGUGGCAAAGAAGACGAGAAAGUUUGGCCUUGUCAAGCGAGUACUUGGCAAGAGCGACGGGCGACGGAAGGAAAACAUAGCGAAACAAGAGGCUCUGCAGAAAAACAAGCAAAGGACGACGGUCCAGGGCGAGCUGGUGCGUGAGGUGACGCAGAUGCCCAGCAACAUGUUCUUCCAGCACAACACGGCCCUCGUACCGCCCUACAACGUCCUCAUCGACACCAAUUUCCUCAGCCACACGGUGCAGCGCAAGCUGUCGAUGCUCGAGUCAAUGAUGGACUGCCUGUACGCCAAGUGCAACCCCAUCAUUACCACGUGCGUCAUGUCGGAGCUCGAGAAGCUCGGCCCCAAGUACCGCCUGGCCCUUCGCGUGGCGCGCGACGAGCGCUGGCAGCGCCUCACCUGCGACCACAAGGGCACCUACGCCGACGACUGCCUCGUAGACCGUGUGCAAAAGGACAGGAUAUACAUUGUGGGCACCAAUGACAGGGCCCUCAAGCAGCGGCUGCGCAAGAUUCCGGGUGUGCCACUCAUGAGUGUGGCGCGGGGCAAAUAUGUUAUAGAGAGGCUGCCGGGUGCGCCGGAUUCAUGA